Molecule: messenger RNA, 2110 nt
Organism: Silurus meridionalis
Lineage: Eukaryota; Metazoa; Chordata; Actinopteri; Siluriformes; Siluridae
Gene: e2f5
Product: E2F transcription factor 5
Exons: 8
Coding region: 183-1304 (373 amino acids)
Biological process (GO): regulation of transcription by RNA polymerase II
Cellular component (GO): RNA polymerase II transcription regulator complex
Molecular function (GO): protein dimerization activity; RNA polymerase II cis-regulatory region sequence-specific DNA binding; DNA-binding transcription factor activity, RNA polymerase II-specific
Source: RefSeq, a predicted model, not a curated record
ACGUCAUUUCCGUUCAUUUAAAAAUCCAGCUCGCUGGUGUUACUUUGAGGUAAAAAAGGGGGAGCAAAAAAAAAUAAAAAAUGAACGUCAGAUUUCUCUCAGAGGUUCGAUAGGUGUGUAACCUGACGAGAUAAGUGAAGCUUCACUGCUUCGUGUGUCUGUGUGUUGUGUAGUAUGGUACUAUGGCUGAAUCGAGCCUUUCACACGCGGUUCCGAACGGGUCCAGUCGCUACGAGAAGAGUUUGGGACUCCUCGCCAUUAAAUUCGUCACCCUGCUUCAAGAAACCAAAGAUGGCAUUCUCGACUUAAAAGUGGCUGCCGAGUGCCUGGCCGUCAGACAGAAGAGAAGGAUCUACGACAUCACGAACGUCCUCGAAGGGAUCGGACUCAUCGAGAAAAAGACGAAAAACACCAUCCAAUGGAAGGGAGAGAGUUCGGGCUGCCAGCCUCAGGAGAUCCUAGAGCAGGUGGAACUUCUGAAAGCUCAGAUAGCUGAGCUGGAGAGGCAAGAACGAGAGCUGGAUGUGCAGAGGGCGUGUCUGCAGCAAAGCGUCAAACAUCUACAGGAAGAACCCAACAUCAGCAGGUAUAGUUAUGUGACUCAUGAGGACAUAUGCGAUGUGUUCAGCGGAGACACUCUCCUGGCAGUAAUGGCACCUGCAGGAACACAACUUGAAGUCCCCGUGCCAGAAGUGUUUCAGAAUGGCCAGAAGAGAUACCAGGUGAAUCUGCGGAGCCAAUCGACUCCAAUCCAGGUUCUGCUGAUCAACAGAGAGACACGUGGCUCCAGACCUGUUGUCUUCUCCGUGCCACCCCCAGAUGAUAUUUGUGCCAUGCCCACUCCACCCAGCACACCUGCCUGCCUACAAAAGUACCCCAUUAUGUCGGAGUCGUGUGGUUUGGAGCACAGCCAACUCAAGAGCUCUGUGCCUGAGCACCAGCUCACCCCCUUGUCUACUCCACCUGAUGUUCAUAUGGAGUGCAACUCUGAAUCCUCUGGGAGUCGGUGCUUGUUAAUGCAGGAGCCCCUUGUUGAAUCAGAGGCUUCAGCACAGGCUCAUGGAGAUCUGGGUGCACAGGAUAUGCAGUCCAUGCUGGAUGUAGGAAAUCUGCUCCGACUCAAUUCUGUAGACCAAAUGAAGGAGGAGAGAGAGGGUGUUGCUGAUCUCAUAGAUGAGCUCAUGUCAUCUGAUGUCUUCCCCCUGUUGCGCCUCUCGCCCAACCACGGUGUGGAUUACAAUUUCAACCUGGAUGACAACGAGGGAGUGUGUGACCUGUUUGAUGUUCAGAUUCUGAAUUAUUAAGCAAAGUCCGAUUCUGCUGUGAACUUUGGCACUAUUGUUCUCCCCCACCAUGGUAACCCUCCAGAGCAUUGGCACCAAUCAACGCCAUUCAAAAACACUCCACACACACUGCCCAUUGGCCUCGUUUCAUACUAAUUUUCAAGGUCUCUCCUUACCAGAAUGUUUUUCAGCUGUUCAGUUUUCCCUGUAGGAACUAAAAACCACUAUAAAUCUGAGAUUUUGAUGCCAUCAAAAUGAUUCUGCAUUAUACUACUAAUUAGCGGUAUAAUAAUCUUUCUACAUUGUCAUCUGUUUAAUAUUAAGAGCAUCACUCAAAAUUAGUCUUCCUCUUAUCUUGCUGUAUAGUAACUGGAGCAUGUGGCUUAAGAUCCCCUUUCUGUUUGUUUUAUUUGCCUUUAGCACAGAGAUCUGGAACAAUAGGGGUCUUAUGCACUUGUCUGCUUUUACUGUUUUUGGUUAAAGUGUUGAAAGAAUAAUUGCAGCGCUGCCUUAUUUCAAUUUCAAAAGUUUACAUUUUUAUUUCUACAGCUAUUUAAAAGGUUUUUUCUGUAAAAAAAAAAAAAAAUGAAUAGCCUUAGAUAGUUCUUGUAUCUAAUUUAUCAUUUCGAGUGCUCUUUAAUGAGAGAAUGUUAUGAUGUUAAGCUGCCUUUCAAAAAUCUAAAGGUCUAAUGGACUGAACACGUGCCUUCAGUAGCCCUAAUCAAAGUGGUGAUUUUUUUUUUUGUUUUUUUUAUUUGUAUUUUUUUAUGGGUUGGUUUGCACAUUUUUUGUUUAUUUUUACAAAUAAAAUGAUUGCAUUUCCAAAA